Molecule: messenger RNA, 15530 nt
Organism: Gadus chalcogrammus (walleye pollock)
Lineage: Eukaryota; Metazoa; Chordata; Actinopteri; Gadiformes; Gadidae
Exons: 2
Coding region: 3987-6647 (886 amino acids)
Source: RefSeq, a predicted model, not a curated record
GAUAGUGGGAUGUCUCCCCAGGCCCAACGGCACGUUGGCCGCUGGGCUGCUUUCACUCCUCUGCAUUAUCUCAGUGCUCUUAUUUGAGGUUGAUUUAGUCUCUCACUUUUUAAGUAUUUACUUACACAAGUACGUGACAUUGUGUAUGGCCCCGGACCGGCCCGGUCUGCAGAGUGGACUCACCGAUAGUGGACAUCUCUGCAUGGUUUGGCCAAUAGACCCAGUUCGAUUCCUUCUCAUGAAUAACUCCACGAUGGAAUCAGCUACGGGAAACUUCCAAAAGAGGGAAUUCCCAAAGAGGGAAUGCUGACACAAGAAAAAAGAUGUCAGAGGAUUUUCAAAGGAGGUGACACAGACCUUCACGUCGUUGGCACAUACUGGAUCUCUCCAGAUGGAACUGAUUGAUCUGCAAGCAAAUGUUGCACUAAGAGAGCAUUUUUGGGUAAGUAACCAUGCCACUUUCUGGCUACAGACAGUGCCUGAGUUCCUGGUCUAACGAAAGUAGCACUGUACACCUUGACCAUGUUUGGCUCCACGUAUAGCUAUGAGACAGCUUUCUCCACUAUGAACAUAAUAAAAGAAAAAGUACCGUUCUAGACUCACCAAUGAGCACCUACAUAUGUGCAUGAGAAUGGCACUGACUCCAUUCCAGCCAAGUUACUGGCAGGGCAAGCAAAAGCCAAUUUCUCUCACUAAAAAUAUGUGAGAUGGAGAAGUGGGAGAGAGUGGGAAAGAUGGUCAUUAAACCUGUGUUAUAAUGUUCAUAUUUGUUCAAAAAUCAAAGCACUUUGUUUAAAAAACAUACACUUUCAAGUUAUGUUUUCGUUUUGUGUUAAAAUUGUGAUAAAGGCCUACUGUUAUUCAUGAUAAGGCUGCUUAUUUAUUUUAGUUCAUGUUUAAUGUGUCUGUAUUGAAAAUGUGCCAUAAAUAUUGUUGACAUUUUAUUGUAAUGUACUACUUUAUUUAUUACAUACAAUAACGACACAUACCCCUGAAUCAUAGCACAAGUUAGACAUUUGAAUGGUCCGGACCUUUGCUGGAGCGGAAAUUUGAGUCACUGGACCUCUUUGAAUUCUAAUUGGGUGCCCCUGUUCUAUACCAUUUUCGAUAUCAGGGGAAAACAGUUACUUUCAGAAAAGAACGUACCCAAAGUAAAUAGAGUAUAUCUCCACAACUACAAGGGCUAUGGUGCCAAUAGAAAGAUUGUUGUGCAAGUGAAAUAUUCAAUGUGAAGUCAACUUGGAAAAUCCCCGCUGGAUAUGAAGGGAAGUCAACUUGGAAAAUCCCCGCUGGAUAUGAAGGGGUUAAUAUGCAGCGCCGACGGACAGCUGGGGGAAUCCCUCCUCAGAGCGUUACCGCGUCAGAGCGUUACCGCGUCAUUGCGUCACGUUACCGCGUCAUUGCGUCACCUUACCGGAAAGGACAGAAAGGGGAAGAGAGACUCUUUCAGGAAACGCCAGUUGCAAACAAAUCAGACAACGUUCUGUCCAGCAGCAGCAAAGCUGCGCUAGAAAACGUGGAAAAAGCAGCGCUGGUACAGCCAUAAAAAGCCUGGAGAAACGGCCGGUAAGAGAAAGAUUUUAUUAGUGUAAGGAUUGUAAAGUUGCGCAACCGCUUGUAGCGCACGUUAAAACGUGCGUUUACGCAUGGACAAUUGUUUGGUGUUUGAUGCCACAUGAUUGUUUGACUGCAAAUUGUUUGAAAACAAGUGGGGUUUAUUUUGAUCUGUAGAUUGAUAGAAAUGAUCUGAAUACUGCUAAAGUUAUUUCUAUUUGACUUUAUUGAUCUAUUUAUAUUUACAUUUCAAAUGAGUGAUUAUCUAUAUAUAUAAAGAAAAACCAGUUAAGAUGAAUUUGUGCAUUUAAAAAUGAAUUGAUAUUUAAAGCAGUUAAAAAUGGUUUCAUAUAUUUAAAACAGAAUUCAUGAAAAUAUGCUUAGACAUUAAAAACUAUUAAUAAUAUUUAUAUUUAUAUUUAUAUAUUUAUAUUUAUAAGUAUUUAAAUGCAUAUAUGAAAAACAUGUUUGUAUUUACUAUUUCAUUCUGCACUGCAUUUACUGUAGUUAUUUUUGGUUUCUUUAAAGGUUUUUUACCUUGCAGUAUACCUAGCAGUUUACCACUUGCAACCCACUUACAACUGUACCCACAAUACCUAUCUGCUACAACUUACCUGUACCUGUGAAAAUACAAAAAGAAAAGUAAAGAGGAGUUAAAGAAGGAAAACGGUGUGGUCAUUGCAUGAGUGGAACCCAGUUAAACCUCCUAUGGUCUGUACCAAUCCCUUUCAAGCAGGGAAGCUGCACAAACACCCCAAGAGCUUGACAGUAAAAAACCGCUGGAAGCUGGAACAGUGAGACAGUAAAAAAAACGGGACUGUAAGCUGGAACAGUGAAAACAGUGACCUGGAAAAAAUAAAAGCACCCUGCAAACAGCAGGUGGACCCAAAACAUCCAACAUGGCUGAAACCAUUGAGCAGCUCAAAAGUGAGCGGACAGUAGCCAAACGAUCCUUCACACGACUAAGGAACAAUAUCAUCAGAACUCACGACAGCAUGUCAGAAGACCAGCUCCGAGAUAGCUUCAGUAAAAUCACCAUUGCAGCCGAGAAAGUCAUGGAAACCAAUGACGAAGUCAUGGCAGGUGUCAUUGAAGAAGAGGAGGCAAAGCUGGAUGAAGGAGGAUCAGUUAAGCUGACCGAACAGCAAAGCGCUGACAUAGCUAAGACCAUCAGUGAAGGUAAUCAGAAGCUGAAGGAAGUUGAAAAGCUACAUGGAAAAGCACUCUGGACAAAGUUUGGAGAUGAACUGCGCACAGCUGUAGAACUAGCAGAAGCUGAAGCUGAUCGUGUUGGAAGAGUACAUACCGACAGCAACCUUGACGCCUAUGAAUUUAGGCUCACUCACCUGAAAACACUUGUGGUUUCCGCAAAGAAAGCGCACUGCAAAUGGCAGCAGUGGGUUCCGGUGGAAGACCAACGAGAGUUCCGUGGUCAGCUGAAAGAGCUGGAACACCAGUCAACCAGGCUGGUCUCUAGAAAGGCUGACUUCAUAAUGGCAAACCUACCGGAAAACACAACUAACACUGCCAGCAAUCACAACUUUACUCCAACCAUUAAGCUGAAACCCACAGCUCUCCCGAGAUUCUCUGGCUACAAGCGUGAUUUUCACAGGUGGAGAAGGGACUGGGAGUCGCUCCAAAAGCCGGGAGAAGUAACCGGCUCCAAAGAAGUGAAAAAGAUACAGUUACUCGACAGUCUCGAUGACGAGUUCAAAAAAGACUUUCGCCUGACCACCUAUAACACUGCAGAUGACAUUCUCCGCGUCUUGGAGAACCGCUAUGGAAAUCGAACGGCUAUCGCCAUUGAAAUAGUGGAAGACCUACAGAAGAUGCCAUCUGUCAAAAGUAGUCAACCAUGGAAAAUUGUGGAGUUGAUUCAAGCCGUGGAGAAAGCACUCGGGGACCUGAGUGACCUCGGAGACACAGGCGCCAUAAAGAAUCCCCUUGUAACAAAAUCAAUCGAGAGUAAACUCCCUGAAUCCCUCAAAAAAGAGUGGCUUGUCUAUGUAGCCGAUCCAAAUAAUGGAGUAACGCCAGACAAACGGUUUGAUCAUCUCUUGGCAUUCCUCCAGAAGCAAGAAGCUAUCUAUGUGGAGCUUGAGCAGCUACGAGAUGAGGAGCCAAGUAAGCCAAGUUGGAGAGACAACAGGAUUGAGCAGAAAAGUGCAAGAACCAAGUCUACAAAGUCAGCUGAUGACCAAGGCUGUGUAGUCUGUGGUGAUGCCAAACACUAGAGAAAACUCUACUUCUGCAAGCAAUUCAAGGCUCUGACUGCAGCCGAAAGGAAGUCUUCAGUAAAGAAGUUGGGAGCGUGUACAAGAUGCCUUGAGGUUCACGAUGACCGGUCAUCCUGCAAACCUGGCUUUCUAUGCAAAAAUCAAGACUGCAGAGAAGAACAGGCUGAGCAUCACUUCUACCUCUGUCCUAAAUCUAUGUCAAAGAAGUCUGACAAGUCGGAAAAGGAUAAAGGCAGAAGGAAGUACACAGAGGGUCAAGAGGAUUUCAUCAAAAAUCUCCCACCCGACCUAGCAAGGCAGUUCAGGGAGGUCUUCUCAAACGUUGCCUCCAGAGUCUUCACAACUUCAAAUGACCAGCAAGGUCUACUUGAAAAAAGCGGGAUGCAGGAGCUUCCAGUGAUCAUGAUGCUACUCGUCGUCACAGCUAACGCCGGAGAGAAAGUCGGAACACUCAUCGACUUAGCAUCUGACACCAAUUACAUCACUCACAGAGCAGCAAGCCGUCUGAAUCUGAAGAGUGAAGACAUCAUACUCAUUGUCCAUGGAGUAGCCGGAAUGAAGGUCCAAGUAAAGACAAAGCGCUAUCUCCUCAAAAUCCGUGUAUCCACUUCCAAGGACACACUGAGAGCACAUCAAUUGGUUUGCUAUGGGCUUGAGAACAUCGCAGAUGUCCACAAAAGUGUAACACCUGGACAACUGCAGCCAUUCUUCCCAGAUGUACCUCUUGAUGAGCUUGUGAGGCCCAAAGAGGUGGAGCUUCUCAUUAGCCACAGAGAAGGCCGGCUAGCUCCACAGAGAGUCAAAGUUGUGGGGGACCUUGUACUGUGGGAUGGACCCCUCGGGAAAACGGUUGGAGGAACCCACCCCAAACUGUUCGAGGAGGUUGAAGUGUCAGCCCACAUGUCAAAGACGCAUUUUGCAAGAUCAAUGAGAGCGGCAGCUGUGAAAUAUGAAGAGCUCACGUACAGUCCAGAACAGAACAUCUCAAACAAAGAAGUAUUCGAAAUACAAGGAUCAACCGCUUCAACCAGCAAACAAAGCUUCCUGGAGUGGUGGCACUGGGAUAGCAUUGGCGCCGCAUGCGAGCCCAGAUGCGGCGGCUUCCGUUGCGGAAAUUGCCAGCCCGGUGGCAAAGAAAUGACCCUUGCAGAAGAAAGGGAGCUUGAGGUAGUAAAAGAAGGACUCACGUAUGUCAUGAGCGAUGAUCACAGCAGACAACCACAUUGGCACGCAAAGUAUCCCUGGCUAGAGGAUCCAGCCUCACUGCCGAACAACAGAGGAGCAGUGGAAGCAACAUUCCUGAGGACAGAGAAGCAGCUAGCCAAAGCACCAGAGUGGAAGUCUGCUUACAAAGCUCAGGUGCAUGACAUGGUGGAAAGAGGAGCUGCAGUCAAGUUGACUGAAGAACAGGUCAUUACCUGGAAGGGACCAGUAUGGUUUGUAAGUCACCUUAUAGCACCAAACCCACACUCUGUAACAACCCCGGUAAGACUCGUCUGGAAUAGCAGUCAAAAGUUCAAAGGAACCAGCAUGAACGACCUACUGAUGAAGGGGCCAGACGUCCUCAACCAGAUACGUGCUGUCCGCCUGAGGUUCAGAGGGGGAACCAACGCUGCCUUAGGGGACAUCACAACAAUGUACAACUCAUUAUGGUUGGCAGACCAUGAGAUGCACCUCCACAGGUUCCUCUGGCGAGACUCAGAAGAGGAGGAGAUGGAGGAGUACGCUAUCACCAGAGUCAACAUUGGUGAUAAACCGGCAGGCUGCAUUGCACAGCUCGCAAUGCGAGAAACAGCCAACCUACCUUCCUUUGCCCACCUCGAAGAGGAGCGAGGAAUACUUCAUAAUGACAGCUAUGUCGACGACAUCCUAACAUCUCACAAUGACCUUGAGAAACUGAAAACCAUCACAGCGAAUGUGGAGCUAAUCCUGAAAGCUGGAGGUUUCCUGUUGAAGCCUUGGGUCUUCUCAGGCCAAAGUGGGAGGAAGGUGAAAGACGAUGCGAGCAAGACCAAAGGUAACAACAUGGUUCUCCCGAAUCAAAUGAGGGAUGACGAGAACAAAGCACUUGGUCUAGGUUACCUCGUGGAAGAGGAUAAGCUCCAUGUCAUGUCAUCCAUAAACUUCUCAAAGAGAAAGCAGAAGAUGCGACUUGGCCAAGACCUUCUACUAGACCAAGUAAGAGCGCAGACCCCCAACCCUUUGACAAGAAGGGACCUCCUGAGUCAAGUCUCAGGGUUAUAUGAUCCAGUUGGCCUGGUGACUCCUGCCAAGCAAAAGGGUGCCAUCCUUGUGCGGAGAGCAUUCCAGGAGGCAAAGAGUGUCAACUGCCCUGUCAAAGACACCUGGGACACAGCAUUGUCAGACAGCCUCAGAGAAGAUGCAGUCCGGCUCUUCGAAGAGUAUGUGCAACUCGGGUGGAUUACAUUCACCAGGGCCAUAAUGCCUCCAAGCUUCAGUGGAGAACCUUGGGCAAUAACAUUCUCAGAUGGAAGCGAGCAGGCCUACGGCGCAGUGAUGUACCUCCGGUGGAACACUGAGCAGGGCCCAGUCGUCACUCUAGUGGAGUCCAAGGCAAAGCUAACUCCUUUAGACCACAAAGGUGAUGCUGUCAAAGCAGAGAUGUGCGGAGCAGUGUUUGCCUCACGGCUCAAAAAGUACUUCGAACAGCACAGCAAGAUCCGAGUCGACAAGUGGUUCCAUAUCAUUGACAGCCAAACAGUUCUCGGUGCAAUCCAAAGGGUUACUAUGGUUACCAAACCUUCUUUGCAAACAGGAUCGGCGAGAUCCAGAACACAACAGCAAUCCGAGAUUGGUGGUGGAUUCCUGGUCCUCUCAAUAUUGCUGAUAUCAUAACCAGAGGGGCCAGUCCUCAAGACCUGGAUGAAAGUUCAGAAUGGCAGAACGGACCAGCAUUCUUGAAGCUACCAGUGGAUGAGUGGCCAGUUAAAUCUGCCAAAGAGUUGGUGAUGGCUGCCAGAGACGGUGUCAACAGAUUACAGAAGAAAGCCUUUGUUGCUGCACUGACCCGAGCACAAGCCAAGGCACAACUGCUGCCGGAUCCAAAGGAUACUGACACGCAGAAGCCUUCUGAACUAAAGCAAGACCAGGAACCAACUCAGACCCAAACACAACCAAAGAGGCCACCAGCAGGAUCAACUGUCCAAGAACUGGUGGAUGUCAAGCGGUUCAGUAACCUAAGCCGACUUGUCAAAACAGUCGCCUGGAUCCGGAGAGCAGCAAGGAUGUUCAUGAAAGGGAACAAGCGAACUGCAAACAAUCCAAAGUGGGAGGCAGUGUCGUUUUCAAAAGUCAUCUCAGUGACGGAGAGGGAAGACGCCCUAAAAGACAUCUUCCUUGCGGCACAGCAAAGUGCAUUCUUCCCAAGCACAACCACAGACAGGCUGGUGGUGUACAGAGACCAAGGGACUGGAUUGUUGGUCUGUGGGGGUCGUGUGCAGAUCUUCAAUGAAGAUAAAGUUGCUGUCCCCAUCUUGCCUUACGAAGCCUGGGUGUCGACACUGUUAGCACGAGAAGCCCACGAGGAGAACCACGAUGGAGUGGCCGGGACUUGGUUGGUGGAUAAUACUUGGUUAAAGUGAAUAAGGCCAUGGAACACAGCAUAAGUGGAAGAUAACAUUUCCACCUGAAAUAAUUAUCAGUUGGUCGCUAUCAGUUGGUAGCACUGUCUUACUAUUUAAAGUUCAGGGCAAAUAUAAUCGAAUGACUAAGUGAAUAAGGCCAUGGAACACAGCAUAAGUGGAAGAUAACAUUUCCACCUGAAAUAAUUAUCAGUUGGUCGCUAUCAGUUGGUAGCACUGUCUUACUAUUUAAAGUUCAGGGCAAAUAUAAUCGAAUGACACCAAGCCAUACACUUGCAAACACACAUAUUGCCACUAGAUUGCGCUAAAGAACAUGUGUUAUGAUUGAUGGCAAUUUACCUUUUCUUACCAUUUACCUCUUAAGGUGCGGCCACACUGAACGCGUUAUGUGCUAGAUUACGCGAGUAACGUGCAAAACCUGACGCUUGAUCAUUGUGUGUCAGAAAAAUGGUUCAAUGCGCCUAACGCCCCUACGCAACUAGAUGAGCCCGCCCAGCGGAGGUGUCUUGCUUCACCCUGAAAGGUCUUAUUUCUUUAAUGACCGGCGACGUUUUAUACAUUAUCCCGCUUAUUACACGAUACAAUAACUUCACAUGGUGUGUCUUUUUACAAUUUAUUCGUUACCAGCAUUCGUAGUGUUGAUUAGCAGAGAAAUAGUCUGCCAAAGACGUUGACGUUGCUUAGCAACCGAAGACGCUGGGGUUGACAAUUAAGUUACCGGACUACUACCCAUGCAAGUGAACGGAGCGUUCCACGGAAUUGUAAGGACCUGUGUAAUAUUUCUGUUUAUGGUAUAGAUUUCUCCUCAGAUUAGGCCAAUAAAGCAAUGAUUUAAAAAAUAAAACACAAACGCUCGAUCAAAGGCCCGGCCCGACCCGGCCCGAAGAUGGUGGUGGGAAAUAUCGGCCCGACCCUGCCCACGGGACUGCUCGGGCUCGUGCUCGGGCAGAGAAUCUAAACUCUAGUGCAUGACAUCCUCCGUAGGCGCUAACAGCUGGGUGAGUUUCACCACCUCCUCAUCGUUUCAGCACACACUGAAUCGAUGACUUGGUCGUCCAUGUUCUUUCUGCUUCUGUGCGUCCUCCGUCUCUCUCUCUGCCAGUGACAUCGGGUCAAGCGUGUAACGCAUCUACGCGCCUAAACCAAUCAUUGAUUGUAAACACCAUGUUUAUUAGCAUAAUUUGGCCCAGACACUGGAUUAUCUGUUUAUGGUGGUUCUAUGCGAUCAGAAUCAACUUUGUGGAAAAAAGGCACAAAAGUAAAACUUCAUUUUUAGCUGAUAAAAGAAAAGGGGAUGUUUCUUCUCAAGUUGUUAUUUGCGAGUUUUAGUCACAGAGUGAUAUGGUUUGGACUGUCGGAAUAAGUUGAGGCUCAGCUUACAUAUAAUAUAUAGUUUUUGCAGGUCCAAUUUCGUGAGAAAGAUCGCUAUUGCUGCGCAUGUGCAAGUUAUGAAACCCAAAACCGUGUUCUUGCAUAUUACUUUCCUUGGUAAUUUACCUCAAUCAAAAGAACUUCCAAACCGGACUCCUCCAUCACUACUCUAAUUUCCUUCUCUACCUAAACCGGUCGUGGAGGCGCUCCAUUCGUGAUGCUAGCUGUGUUGGCUAACCUUUAGCUAACACUGUUGAAUCACUGCCAGAGACCGCACUGCGAGUGAGUGACAGAAGUCGGGCCUAUAUUCGCGCUCAAGCGAUGUGUGUCUGUUAACUCGCUGUCCGCGAGAAAAGAAGUCAGCGCGCUGAUCAAUUGCAAAUACAUAUAUUUUGUGUGAUUUUGUGGAACAUGAGGUUGUUCUGUGUACCACGCCCACUUGGCCACGCCCACUUGACGGUCUCUACCUGUGCACACGAGGCGAAGAGCUUCAGAGAUUUUCAGCGACACCCGCGAGGGGGCAUGGGCCUUAGCCCAUGGCCCGUAGUAGCCAGAGUUAUUAUCUCUCACACGUGUUCGACACGAUUCCUAGACUUUAUAAUAAAUAGCCUUUAUAUUAACAUCUACCCAGAAACCAGAAAUCAAUCUAGCGGGCAACCGUUAGUGUCAACCCCUUAUCGUUUACUCGCAAACCUCUAAUGUAAAUGAGUGUUACGUAUUUUAAGAAUCUAAGCUACCCACACAUAGACCCAAUGAAGCAGGACCAAACAUAUAAGCCGUAAAUACUAUACAUAGCCACAAGGGGAGCAAGACCUUAUUGAAGGCUGCUCCAGCCACAGAUAGCAACACCUUUAGACAGAUGAAGAAGCCGAAGCCAUUACUUCACCCCGGCCACGCCCACUUGGCCACGCCCACUUGACGGUCUCUACCUGUGCACACGAGGCGAAGAGCUUCAGAGUUUUUCAGCGACACCCGCGAGGGGGCAUGGGCCUUAGCCCAUGGCCCGUAGUAGCCAGAGUUAUUAUCUCUCACACGUGUUCGACACGAUUCCUAGACUUUCGUUCAAUAGUCAGUUACCAUGCCGAAACAUGCCUACUUAAACAAUAAACCGGAUUUGAACCCUUUCCUUGAAGAACUCGGCAUGAGUUACAAGGGAUUUACAUAUUUUUGGUUGCAAAAUCAACCUAUAAGCUGCAUCACAAAAAAAUAAGCCGUAGCAACAGUUUUGUUUCUUAAAAUUGGACACAAGCUGCAGUUUUAUUGUCAAAAAACAAGUUACAUAUUUAUUUGUCUAUGAUAUAUAGAGAGCCUCAUUCUUUGAUAGGAAAACGGCUGAAUUGGUUUGUUUUUGUUUUAUAUAUCCUGACUUGACACUCAAUGGUUAUCUUUGGGUUACAAAUACGUCCUUGAACUUCUGUACAGCGGCAUAUCACUGCCAAAAAAUAGCAAUGCUAUAACUGACGCCCCCGCGCACUAACAUGUUUUGCUUCUCCAGCACAGCACACCUCAGACGGUUAUCAAAACAUAUUCAUACUUAGGAUCAUCACAGUGAAUCAUAGCCAGCCAUGAAGAUUGGUGUUACUUGAGGAUAUAGAAUAUCAACAGACCAGGACAUAUUAAUGUUAAAUACUGCAUUGCCUCGCUUGUUUAACGUAGUUAUUUGGUGAUGAUAGGACAGCGAUCGUCUAAUGAAGUCUUGGUGCUGUUGUGUUGCGGAAUUUGUGUAUCUGUAUUUAUAUCUAAUAGUAAAAACGAAAUAGAAAAAUCUAUUUCUCAAAGCCCUUAUUGCUGGCGACAUUUGGCAGUGAUAUGCCGCCACAGUUAUGUUUCUUCAAAGUAAGGUCCUAUCAUUCCCCUUCUGCAAUUAAAGGGCCCGGUUGUAACACAUGACUCUGAAAAAAGGUUGUUCACCUUUAUGGGUAUUGUAGUCCGUACCAAAAUAUGUACUUGACCGUAUCGGUUGAGUUUCCAGAAGAAACGUUGAUAUUUACGAGGGAGUCACAUGUUUCUAUAAAUGUGUGUGUGCAUGUGCGUGUGCGAAUGAGGGUGAGAGUGUAAGUGUGUGUGUGUGUGUGUGGGUGUAUAAAGCAUGUGAUUCAGUUCAGCGAGUAGGGUGUGGAAUGCAUGAUGCAGCUCAGUUUACUAGUCACAUACUGGCUGGGCAACACGGCCCUAAAGCAGAGCUGAGAUCAGAUCAGAAGAGAACGGACUCCAUUCAUUUUCACAAUCAGAAGUAGCUGAAUGGACGUCACAUCGCAUGCUAAUGCUGUGUCUUACAAACUCGAUGACUACUGAUCAUAGCAGGGUCUUGAAGGGUCUUCCCACUUCAUAGGGGAAGGGAUCAACCACUACCGCUUGUACCUUCACUUCGAAGGGCAAGUCGAAAAGCAAGGGCCACUUGAAAAAGAGGUGAGGGGUUAAAAUAAAAAUGGGAUUGGCUCUCUGUCUUUAGGGGAUAAACUGUGUCCUGGUCACUAAAGAUCUAAUGGCCCUCGUCCUUAGAUGAGGGGGGCUGACCCCGGUGACUUAGCUCCGUGCCAACAUGACCACCUCCUCAUCCCCUGGUCUCCGGACCGUUUUCUCCUCACUGAGAUUGCCUCCCAGCCUCGCAUCACCCAGGUGGGUUCUACACACUGGUGUUGAAUGAGUCGUCGUUCCCAACGCACACACACUAAGCUAUGUCUAUGCCUAUACAAAUUAUAUAUAAAGAUAGAAGCUCGAAUGUAAACUUUUCGUUUACAUUUACACUGAAACACGCAUACACCUUAGGAAUAUAUUUUGUUAUAAUUAGAGGGGCAACAGAUCCUAUUUUUGUUGCAAUUAGAUUUAGUUUAAUUUAACUUGAUCGUGCAUCUUAAUAACCCCUCGCCUUGGCUUGAGCGGCAUCUUGAAAGAAGGUAGGAGAAGCUGCCGAAACAUAGUCAAAAAAAAAUAUUCUGUCGUGGAUUAUCGACAUCGGAGGAUAAACCAUACGGAUUCAAAAUUGUUAUCAGGAUACCUGUGGCUUCGGAGAAGGCUGCUGAUGGUGAACACUUUUGUCGGGUCGUGAGUAACUCGUUAAUCCACCCAAACUCUUGAUUGUUUUUAUUGUGACAAGCAUAACGUUGAUGCUUUCAGCGACUGCUUGAUAAACGUCUGGGAGAAAAGUUUGAUGCAGUGUAUGCAGUGUAAUGCUUAAUUGAAAAGUUAGAACUUGGAGUUUGCAUGAAUCACGCUGUAUUUAAAGGCGUAGUAUAUUGUGUCCUUCAAGGUUAUAAUAAUGGCCACUAUUAUGGAUAGAUCUGCUGAAAUAUCACAUUAAAUACCUAAGAAAGGUCAGAAAGGCAAAUUAGGAGCGUGUACACGCAAAAUUAAAGAACUAAAAAGGAUUACGCAAAAAAGGAUCUCAAUACUGUGCAACAACAUUUAGUCUUUAAGAAUGUUCGUAAAGCUGUGAUAAAUGUAUUCCCCGAAAGGAAGGAAAAGGAAACAGACACAGCUGAAUGCUACAAACCUAGAAUUAAACCAUUUCAAGAAUUCCUAGAUGUGGUCAUGGAUUGGGAGGAAUCCAUGGCACCGCAAAGUAUAUUGGAUCAACAGGAGUUGCCUGCAGAGGAAAAUGAGGAGUCUGUUGAACCACUAGCUGCAUCAGAGCAGCAACAGGGUGAAUUGCAACCACCAGAGUUAGAUCUGCAAAACUUGUUCAAUCCAAAUGAUAGCAUUUCCAAUUUCAGUAAAUCCAAAUCAUCUUCAGUGACAUCUACACAUAGGAAGGCUCUUGCUGAGCAAGCUGCACUGUUGCCACGUAGGAGGCACAGAGAGUGAUCUUCGAUUCAAAGAUUGAACAAGCACAACUCGAAGCCGACAUUGCUGCAUAAGAUGCCAAGAUGAAAGUCCUGGAAAGCUUUGAUAUGCAGUCAGGAUUAUCUGCCUCUCAGUCUGAAGAUGGCAUGAACUUAUACUUAAAAAGCCAUAGAUCAUAUUGUCCCCCAUCAAGACAACGGCAGUCACCUGUGGAGUUUGCUAGAAUAUCUACACUUGCUAAAACACCACUGCAAACAAUCAUGCAACAUUCUAGACUUGCUACAGUUGUUACUACCACUAGGCAACCAGGUGCAAUCCAAAGUUCCCAGUCUCAACCCCAAAGCAGUCACAAUAGCAAAACCACCAAUUAAUUGAAAGCCCAAGCAGGAGGGAAUAUCUCUGAAAGUCAGGGCCAAAGGCCCAUUCCUACUGAGCUAAGUCCAGAGUAUGAUGGUCCGUCCUUACAUGAACACACAAACUGCAAAAACAGAUUUUUAAGAAAGUACAAAAGGCUGUUUUUCUAGAAAAUAUGUAAUUUUUGUAGUCCAAAAAUAAGAAGAAUCUUGCCAAGCAUUUUUCACAUAAGAAAAAUAAUCUUAUUUUGAGAAAAUAUAUCAAACUUUGUUAGAUGUUUGUCUAUAAACAAGACAAACAUGACAAUACAGUUUGACUUAUUUGGAAAAAGUUAUUAAACAGUUCUGUGUGCCACUAAAUUAAUUUCAUAACAUUUGACAGAGCACCAAAACGCUCAAAUAUGAUACCAAAGUGAGUUGCAGACGCAAAAUUAUUUCGUACAACCAACGAUUCCACAAACAAAACGGAAAUAUGGACUACGACUAUGAGCCGAAUUUAUAUAUUAUAGGUUAAUAAAAUUAUCUAUUUUAUUCACUUUAUUCACUCCCCUGCGUCCAAUGAGGUACCUGAGGUGGUCAUCUCGCUGGACGCAGAGAAAGCUUUUGACAGGGUUGAGUGGGAAUAUUUAUUCACGUGUUUAAGGAAAUUUGGGUAUGGUCCAAAUUUUAUCUCAUGGAUUAAACUUCUUUACAGCUCACCCAAGGCCUCUGUGGUUACAAACGGCAGGCAAUCACAGUACUUCACCCUGUCGAGAGCGACCCGUCAGGGAUGUCCAAUUAGUCCACUGUUAUUUGCCUUGGCCAUAGAGCCCUUAUCCAUCUCACUCAAAUCAUUGCCAUCAAUAAGUGGAAUUUUUAGAGGAGGAGAAGAGCAUAGACUAAGUUUAUAUGCCGAUGAUUUACUAUUAUUUGUCUCGGACCCUAUUCUUAGUGUACCUCAUAUCCUCCAUGCUCUGUUAAGAUUUGGUAAAUUCUCCGGGUAUAAACUGAACUUUAGUAAAAGUGAAUGCUACCCUGUUAACAACUUGGCUCUUCAAAUUCAGGAGAAUGUUUUACCGUUUAAAACAUCUAGAAACGGCUUUAAAUAUCUGGGCAUUAACAUAACUAGAGAUAUGAAAAACCUCUAUCGGGAAAAUUUUGCUCCUCUACUUGAUGAAGUCAAAUUAGAUCUAAAGAAAUGGAGAACACUCCACUUGUCCUAGGCAGGUAAAGUGAAUUGCAUCAAGAUGAGUGUGCUCCCCAAAUUCCUCUACCUGUUUCAAUGUAUCCCACUUUACCUUCCUAGGUCUUUCUUUAAAGGUAUUGAUAGCGCUUUUAUUUCUUUUAUUUGGAAUGGCAAGAACCCUAGGGUACGUUUAGAGCUUCUACAGAGGCCUAAAUUACAGGGAGGCCUAGCUCUUCCUAAUCUGUUCUACUACUACUGGGCUGCAAAUGUUCAAAAAAUAAUGUUUUGGCUUCAUACUCCAGAUACAGACUGGUGCCACUAUGAGGCUACAUCAUGCAUCUCUACAUCUCUCACGGCUCUGGUCACUUCCAGUCUCCCCGUUUCUGUGUCCCAGUUCACAAACAACCCAAUUGUCAUCAACACUUUGAAGAUCUGGUUUCAAUUGAGACGGUACUUUGGUUUCAAACAAAUUCUUAGCUUAAGCCCUAUAUGCAAUAACCACCUCUUCCCCCCAGCUAAAAUAGACGCUACAUUCUCUUUUUGGCGAAGACAAGGCAUUUCUAAAUUUAAAGAUAUGUACAUAAAUUGUGUAUUUGCCAGCUUUAACGACUUAUCACAAAAAUUUGGCCUUCCUCGAUCUAGCCUAUUUCGAUAUUUUCAAACACGCCACUUCCUUAUGAGCCAUGACCCCAACUUUCCAAUUCUCUCUUCAAUGUCUGGCUUAGAUGAUAUGCUAGAAUCCCCGUUUAAUUCAAAAAGGCUCAUUUCUAGAAUAUAUGAUUGUAUAGCUUCUCUUAAAACCAUAACCAUCGCAAAGAUAAGGGCGGACUGGGCAGAUGAAUUGGGGGAAGACAUGGAAGAUGACAUGUGGAACUGUGCUUUACAAAGAGUGAAUGACAGCACUUCUUGUGCAAAAUUAAAUAUAAUACAAUUUAAAGUUCUACACCGGACUCACUUUUCCAAAGCAAGAUUAGCUAAAAUACAUCCUAAUUCAGAUGCUAGUUGUAACAGAUGCCAUCACACCCCUGCCAACUUAACCCAUAUGUUUUGGUCAUGCCCUGCUCUGGUCACUUACUGGUCUAUGAUCUUUAAAACAAUAUCUGAGGCGCUCAAUACUGAUUUCCAACCGAAUGCAGCAGUAGCUAUAUUUGGCAUCACAGACCGAAGACAUUCUAUAGUAAGGAAAGGUUAUAAAAACAUUUUGGCCUUUGUGACUCUGCUUGCACGCAGAAGAAUAUUAUUACAUUGGAAAUCAAAAAAAAAAAAAAAAGCGUCUUUGUGGAUGUGUGACCUGAUGCACUUUAUACAAUCAGAGAAAAUUAAAUACUCACUUAGGGGGUCAAGGGACAAAUUCUACUCCACCUGGGAUCCGGUUUUGAAUUACAUAGGGAAACUCAAAACUAUACCUGACCUUAUUAUUAUUAUUAUUUUUUUUAUUAUAUUAUAUAUUUAUUUAUUUAUUUAU